UAAAGAGUGUAUUUCCAAGAAUGUCAGUUGUUGUUUACYUGACGUGAGGGAUGUAUUCUUGGAAAAACAGGAAGAAACCUAGCGUUUCUUAGAAAACGAUUAAUAUGUGGAACCAGUAGAUACGAUUGGUACAAAUAUGAUGCUUGUAGGAUACAUUUAAAUUGUUAAAAAUGCCCAAAUCGUUCAUCAUAAUGUAGCGUAAAGAUCUUCAAGCUUUGAACUGCGUCUUGUCACCGAGAAGGUAUGGCAAAGAGUGCUGCUUCAAACACAACCUUGGUUGGUACUGAACUCUUUAAAUCCGAAGUAACGAAGGUAUUGCUAGCUGAGAAAGACCGUAAAUUAGAAACCUGCCAAUUUAAGUUAGCUUACGAAAAGCAAUUUGGCAAACAAUUCAAUCAUCAGAAAUAUGGAUUCUUGAAGAAAAAGUUGACGGGAUAUUUUGAUGAUGUAGGUGAUGUCGUUAGCUUUGAAAACGAAAGAAAAUUCAUAGUGUUGAAAGAGAAAGCAAGUGUCUCACAGAAUAAACCAACGCCUAGUCAAGUUUCUUCUUCAUCAGAAAGUUUAAAGGAUGGAAACAGGACAAACAGUGUGCAAUCACUCCAAAAAUGUAAAACAAGAACCAGCAGCAUUCGUGGUGCAGGUCUUAUUGAAUCAACUUCCAAAUCUGCAACUGAUGUUAAAGAAAAGCAGUUAGUUAGCCGUCUACCUACAGAACUGUUCUCUUCAGAUGAUUUGUCAUCAGGCAUUGAAAGAUUCAAAGCUAAAGCUGUUCAUCAAGUGAAAAGUCUAUCUGAUUCCAACAAGCAAGAACAAGAAAAGAAUAGAGUAGGCACAGAAACAUUUGACAGUAUCGAUCAAAGUCUUUCCGGAUCAUCUUUGAUUGAGAGUCUUCCAUCAUCAUCACCUAUAAACCAUGAAAACAGUAGAAUGAAUUCAUGCGGAGAUAGAAGUACAGAGGAAAUCCCAAACAGUGAGUUAGAAAGUUACCCAAAGCAUCUUUUUAUGGAUCAUCCUGUUCCAAGUACUGAUUCAGUUAAUCCUAAAAAACCCUUAUCUGGUGUCAAUCUUUUCAAGUCUGAAGUCAAGCAGCUCUUGCUCACACAGCCAAACUAUACUCUGGAUGUGGGAAGAUUUAAGUCUAGCUACAAAGCUGAAUUUAACAGCAAUUUCAGCUCAAGAAAGUAUGGAUUUACAACAAAAAAGGUAUCAAAGUCAUUGGAGAACAUUUUGGAUGUUGUAAUUCUUGAAAAUAUUGGAAGCAGUCUUUUCAUGAAACUGAAAGAUAAAUCUGAUCCUCAAGCAUUUGAUCUAAAACCGCUUACAACACCGAAGCCUAUUGACUCAAAGCAACCAGAYGUUCUGUGUCAGUCAAGUCUAAUGUCAACUCCAAUACCAGCAGUAUCUCUUAAUACAAAGCAGGCUCCACUUGCCAUACCUACACCAGUUACCCCAGGGUUUCAAGGCAAGAGUUCCAAGGCCAGAGAUUCAGGCCUUCCAGCUACUACCAUGACAACAGGCCUUCAAGCUACUACCAUGACAACAGGCCUUCAAGCUACUACCAUGACAACAGGCCUUCAAGCUACUACCAUGACAACAGGCCUUCAAGCUACUACUAUAGCAACACCAAUUACCUCUUCUAAAAAGAUGGUGCCUUCUCUUGCAAGCAUUAUGAAGGAGCAAAAGGCACAGUCUCUGGAAGAACCAGUUGAUUUCCCAAGUCUACCUGCUGGACCAUCACCAUCUACCAAACCCAGACAUUCAAAGAUGAGAAACCCCAGUCAUGAUGUAGUAGAUGAACAACGCUGUUUAGAUACUCCCGGCCCAUUUGAAGAAUCAUUUAAAUAUGCUUAUGAUACGCCACUAGCAAGUUCUUCCCUCAAGAAAAGUGCCAGUACGAAGAUGUCAUCUCAAGAAAUCAACGAGAUAGCAAAGCAGGUUUGGGAGAGCAUUUCAGCUGAUGGUGAGCAUGUAUCAUUGGAAAUAGUCAAAGUCAGGCUUUGUAAAAGGCUUGGAGUAAAACAGCUUAAUGAGUUGGGAUACAGAAAACCUGACAUAGACAUCACAGUUCUCAAGGAUUUAAGUAGACUUCUUUGCAAGCUUGAUCUGUAUUGCCGUGCAUAUGUAAUGGUACACAGCAUAUCAACAUUAAGUGAACUUGGACAAGGCAUGGCAAGACUCUUGGACAAGAAAGACUUCCUUGAUCUGCAAGUUGGUCCGCUAGUCAAGCUACCUGUGGUAUAUGAUCUGUUUAAAGCACCAUCAGAGGAUGUCAUGAUGCAUCAAGUCACUACUGUACACAUACUGAAGCAUCUUAACCAGUACUUGACCAAGGAGGAAAAAUGGACUAGCAAGGUUGAUUUACAGGACUUCAUGCAGUACUUGUGUGAUAGAUAUCAGUGUUCUACUCCCUAUGAACUUGGUGUACGGAUACAGAGUAUASGCUUGGGAAUAUCUGUGUUAAAGAGAGCUCAGAAGUCUCAAAGUGAAAAAUCCAAGGAGGUAGAACAAGAAUUAGCAAUUGACAUGGAAAGAGAAAUAGAAAAGAGGUGCAGGAAAAUCAAAGAUGAUCUGCUGGGAUCUUCACAUGGUGAUGAGAGAAGUGUCCUACACAAGCUCUUGGGUUCGUCUGUAGUUGAUAUUCUCACCGUAGUCUUCAAUCAUUGUAAAGACAUGUUCAAACCAAAAUCCUUUGAAAAGGUUAACAAGUUUCUGAACACAGUGACCUCAGAGAAAUCAUUCAGGGAUCUGUUCAAUUUGGCACUUCACAUGGGCUGUAAAGAUAUUGUGAAGGAUGUGUUGAAGGACUAUGGAUCAGAGCUCUUAGAAGAAGAGAGAAAAAGCAGGACACAAGAAACAGCUUUACCACCAAAAAAAGGUCAAUUAAUAAAAGAGGCAAAAGAUUGGUUAAAUGGGGCUGAAAAAUUAGAUCUCUCUACGUUGGCAACAAUUGAAACCAGACUUUUAAAUCGUUUCUCUGGAUUUGAUGAGUUUUCUGCAUUUGGUUAUGGUACAUGGUUGGAGUUUUUGAACAGUGAAAAAGAGCUUUGUAAGUUACUUGAGGAUAAAGGUGUAUCAGCUUGUGGUGGAUCAAGGAAUAGCAGACAUGAGGUGGAUUUGAACAGUGUGUUGGACUUCAUUAUUCAAUGUGGAACAAGAGCAACUGAGGAUUUGGUGGAGCAUGCAUUGUGCAGUCAUUAUCAUGUACCCAGUGUAACAGACCUCGGUGCUAAAUCUUACAAAACCCUAGCAAAACAAGCCCUUCAAAGAAAACAUAUACAACAAUCUGUGGUCUAUGAAUUAGCACUUGUUUGUAAAGAUGGUGACACGAGCAUCCUUCAUCAUCUACAUCCAAACACUACUGAUAGAGCAAAACCAAGAGCUGGUUUAUUAGGAUGGAAGAGUGCUGAUGAUGCAGUGAGGUCACUAGCAAGUGCACCAUUACUAGCCGACAUGAAGGAAUGGACACAAUGGGAUGCAGUAUUCAAACCAUGUUUAGGUGAUUUGAAGCUCUUUAUUGCACAAGUAUCUCUCAAGAAACGUGAUGAUGGUAUCCAACUUCAAGCCUUAGAGACUGAAGAGGGACGACUUUUGAAAGUAAACACUGAUGUGAGCCCAGAUGAUCUUAAAAAGUCUGUUGAUAAGAAAGAUGUUAUUGAGACAACAGGUAUUCUCGUUUCCUUGGUAAUCAAAUAUGGUGGUAUCCAAGCAACGCCUCUUGCAUUGAUAGUCAACCACAUGAGAUCUGCAUUGUUGGCGUUGGCAUCAACUGAUCAAGCGGAUGAUGGUCAAAGAUGUGCUCGUUUUGUUCUUCAUUGUUUGUGUAGGUUACCUCAUAGGAUAUGUGUUGCUGUAGCAUCUAAGGUAUUUUUAGAACCCCUAGGAGCAGCAGUAGGAACAACUUUGUCAAAUCAACUUGUCCUGUCCUGCUGUGACAGCUAUCAGCAGAGGUCCUGUCUUCAUCGGCUGGGUCUCUCUCUUGGUCACACAGAAUGGAUUGAAGACUUUAAAUCUGUUAUGACUGGUGAAACAGAAAAUCAAGCAUUAGAAGAAGAGAGAAAAAAGAUAUUCCAGGAGUUGCGGCCAGUGGCCAUCAUCAAACCAGUGACAGCAGAACCAAUCAAACAAGAAGAAGUAGAAGUAGAAGAGGAGGUACUGGAGAAGGAGGACACACUAGUGAAGGAAGUGAUUCUGGAAGAAGAUCAAGUGAUUGAAUUCUCAGCAGCAGGUGAAACACCAACACCACAAGGUGCCAUUGAAUGCAGUCAUCAACAGGUUUCAAUAGAUGAGGAAGAGGAAGAUGAUAAUUCAGAACAGAAUCCCUGUGAAGCCUUGAUUGAAAGCAUUCGCAAAGAGGAGUUUGGAAUUGGAGUUACUCUUGGUGAAGAGGAAAGCAAACUUGUGCAAAAGCAGCGUGAACGUGAAGGAAGAAGUUUACAUCGUUUAUCUUCAGAACUUUACAGCAGAGAUACACAUUUUGUGUUGGAAUUGAUCCAGAAUGCAGAUGACAACACCUUCACGACUGACUCACCUACUCUAGUCUUUGUUAUUGAACCCCACAUGGUGGUUGUUCUCAAUAAUGAAGUAGGCUUCAAAGAGGAAAACAUCAGAGCUUUGUGUGAUGUAGGAAAAAGUACCAAGGGUGCCCAUCAAUAUGGCUAUAUUGGUCAAAAGGGUAUUGGAUUCAAGUCAGUUUUUCGUGUGAGUGAUCGGCCUGAAGUACAUUCAAAUGGAUACCAUAUCUGUUUUGAUGCUAACAGUGGCCCAUCGGGAUACAUACUUCCACACUGGAUAGAUGAUCACAAGAUGAUGCCAUCAGUUAAUGGGAGUCAACAACCAUCUGACAUACUAAAUGAUCUACAGCUAGAUCGUUGGAUGACAAGAAUAGUUCUUCCACUGAAGGAGGAAUUUCAUGGUGACAAGAAGAAUUCAUUGUCUGCACGCUUUAAUGAUGUUCAUCCUUCUUUACUCCUCUUCCUUCAUCGUCUUCGCAAGAUCAUCUUGGCCAAAAAGAAUAAAGUUCAACAGAUGACAAGACAAGAUCUUGGUGAUGAUAUUGUUGAAAUAAGUGAUGGUAAUGGAACAAACCAUUGGUUAGUGGUAAAGAAACAACUGAAAGUAAAGGAGGCAAGAGAGAAUGUAGAGAUGACAGAACUAGCCUUAGCAUUUCCAAUGACUGAACAAGAGAAGAUGUCAAGUAGUGAGCUUCAUGCGAAACCCUUACCAGUACAGAAUGUGUUUGCUUACCUUCCCUUGAGAAGCUAUGGAUUCAAGUUUAUUAUUCAAGGUGAUUUUGAGGUACCUUCCUCUCGUGAAGAUGUGGAUAGUGACAAGGCCUGGAACCAAUGGUUACGUGAAGAAAUCCCAAGACUAUUUGUUGAUGCUUUAGAAGUGUUUAAGAACCAUCCUCAUUUCCCAGGACUCUCAGGAGUUACAAAGUUCUUCCAAUUUGUUCCACUGAAAGAAGAAAUUCUGGAUUUUUUCACCCCAGUUGCUGAAAUCAUCCUCAGAUAUUUGCAGGGGAUGGAUUGCCUUCCAGUUACGAAAGUUGUUGAAGAUGUGAGCAAACAAAGUGUUGGUUCACAAUAUGAUUGGAUGCAACCAUGUAGAGUUGUGGUUUGUGAAGACCCAGACAUUGUGGCAGUGAUUUCUCCAGAACUUCUCUACAGACACUUGGCCCUGCAUUACCUGGCGCCUGACCUCAUCUCUACUAUCAACCCUGCUUUGAGAGAAGAACUUGGUAUCACAACAUUAUCUGUUAAGCACUUAAUUGAUGUUGGAAGGUCUGUAAUUAAAGGGGACUUAUCAGGAACAACACAAGACAAUGCAAAGAGAGUUCAGUGGAUUUCUCAGUGGCUGUGCUGUGUUUAUCGCUGUCUUGAAAGGGAACAUAACAGUAGUUCGGAGAUACUGGAACAGAUUGCUGCUUUGAACAUCUUCCCUCUCAGCGAUUACACAUUUGUAAACCUGAGAGACAAUGCCAUCUUCUUUCCUCUCUCCACAAACCAGCAAACAAUGAAGCAAAAGAAAAAACGGUCCAGUGCCAAAUACCUCCAAGAGCUCGAAAAAGAUCUUUUGGUGUUGAACCCUGAGCUAUUAGACCACUUAGAGAAUGUGGGACACAGCCAAGUGGAAAAACUACUGCAGCAAUUGGGUGUAAAGAGCUGGACGGCCAAAGAUGUCAUCCAUAACCACAUACUGCCAACUUUGAAGUCUGAUAAAUGGAAGGAAAAGACAAAUGAAGUACUGCAGUGUUACUUGGUAUAUGUGUUCACGGAGCACAUGUCAGAUAGGACACUCUGUGAUCUAGAUGAACUGAAAGGUUGUGCUCAAGUCUUGACAAACAAGGGACCAGUAAACCCAAGCAAAACUCCAGUGCAUUUUACGAGCAAAUAUGGAAAUCACUUGAAUCUUAGUAAAGAUAUUCCAAGCAUCUCUUGGACCCUCAUUAGUGACUGCUAUCUGCAUGAAACCCCAGAACACCACGUACAGGAAUGGGAAAAGUUUUUCUCUGCUCUUGGUGUUCAACAUUUUCUGGCCAUAGAAAGAAGGCAUGUCAAAUUGAACAAGAUAACAAUUGAUUCCUCACCUUGGGCUCCAUAUUAUGAAUCAUGGCCAAAGACAUCUGAUGGUGUAUAUGUGAUUGAAGACUUCUGCUGCGAUGAGUUGGAUGAGUUCAUGAGUAAAAGAGUAGACCCACAACAAGCUAAGGUCGUUGCAGAAAACCUUGACAAACAGUGGACAAAUCACUACUCGAAGUAUGCAGAAAAAAUACCACUGAAAGAUGGGGAUGGAAAAGAACUUUAUGGCCACAGCACUCUAUCGUCAUUCUUAUUGACCUUGAAAACCAAAGAUUGGCUUCCUGUGUUGCAGUCUAACACAUGUAGUGUGCCCAGUGAACUAUACCUUAACGGUAAGGAAGUGUACGACGUUUUGGAUGACCAUGUACAAUAUGUUGGUGCAAAUCUACAGGACUCAUCCUUUGCGAGGACCCUGGGCAUAACUUCGAUCAUAACACUGGAUGAUCUUCUUCAUAACUUGAUAGAAUGGUCCAAAACCUCCCAGUCGAAGGUUGCUGAUCAAGGAAGGGGCUUUGUUACAUCACUUGCACAUAUGAAAAGAGUUUAUCAGUUUGUUCAUGAAAAGUUUGAGACAUCUACAAGUGAUGAUAAAUCCAAGAUCACCAGUGUCUUUCAGAAGAAUCCAUUAAUUUUCUUUCCGCAUGAUUCAUUCUUGGCCAAAGAAAAGCAAGAUCAGAAGCAAGUGGGUGAGUUUCAUCACAAAAAAGAAGUGUGCUGGAAAGAUCCCUCUGAUGUGACGCAUGAGCUUGUCAAAUCAAGGAAAUACACUGCUAAACGUCAAAUUCUCUCUACUUGCUACAGCAAAUACUAUGACUUCUUCAAAUGUUGUUUGGAAGUGGACCUCACUCCACAUUCAGAUGAGUAUAUUGAAAUGGCAUCUGUCUUGGUCAAUGAAAACCCUGUACCUACUCCAUCAGUGCUGAAAAUGAUGAUUGAAAUUUUUGCUGUACUUGGUGGAAAGUGUUUGAAAAGACAAUUGACAGAGACGAACUAUACUCGUGUUGACAAUGCCAACUAUGCUCACACUGAACUUGAUUUGGAAGAAGAAGAGAUCAGUCCUGCUAUUGCUGAAUAUUUGAAAUCAAAACUUGCAACAGAAGAUAUUUUCCCUUGUGCUACUCGAUGGGUAUCCCUGUCAGUUAAGCCUGUAGUAGCUGAUGACAAAAGCCUGAAAAAAGUCUUUGAACAAGAAAAGGGUGUUCACUUCAUCGUACUAGAACAUCGCUCACAAAAGACAAGACGACAUGUAACAAAGAUUCAUGUUCAUGAAAAGAAAAUGGGAUUUGUGCAAGUUUUCUUGAGAGCUUGUGGUAUUCCCAAACUGAGUGCCUGUGUUGAGGAGUCAUUGACAACCAAUACAGUUGCAUAUCAGUGUCCUGAAGUUCAGCAGUACUUCCACCAAAUUGUACCUUGUGUGCAAAGAUACAUCUAUCACCAAAUACCUGAAUUGUAUUCCAAACUUGUGGGAAACAAGUUUCCCGAGAGGCUUGCUGAAACUACUUUCGCCAUUGCUGACAAAUUAGAAGUAGUAUAUCAUUUGAGACAUCUGCCACAAGUGACUGUUGUACAACAAACAAAGUGGGGUCAUGAAAAUCAUGAGAACAAGAUUUUCUUUUAUGCAGUUAGCAAUCAGAUGGAAAUAGCUCAACCAUUAAAUCGAGAAAUUGCAAAGCUUUUUGGUGCUGGAGGAACAGUUGUUGAUAAGAAGUUUGAAAAUUUUCUUGAACUGCUUCGAAUGAAUCUGGAGAAUGAUCUUGAAACUUUUCUAUUCAAUCAAGAUGUUGAAAGUUUGCCAGAGGAAGAAGAGAAAUGGUAUGUUCCAGCACCAGAAAUUCCAGAAACCCCAGAAAUUGUUGAAGAAGACCUAUUUGAGCCAGUUUUUCACACUGAAAAAGCUUCCUCCCGAGAAUACGAAAAUGAUGGAGCUUUACACAGCUGGCCUCCACGAGCUCCUGUCUCUGGAAUUAAUAGCAGAUCUUACCCCAGUGAGAACAGACCACAAGAAAAAUCUCUAGAAAUGUGGCCCGAACCAGAGCCACCUAAUUCAAUUAAGAACCAGAUAACCACAGAUAAGCCACUUCCAUUGCAGACAAACAAACACCCUGCAGAAUCAUCCAGUGAUAAUAAUGAUUGUCAAACAACAGGUGGAGUGGUUUUUAUGCAUGAUGUUGGUACAGAUGCCAAAGGUUUAGUUUCUCAUCAGCACAAACCAGAAAUUACCUCCGGAAAUGUUUCCCAACAAAAGACAGUAGCAUUAGAUGGAAGUGUUCAAAAAGAUCCAACAAAUCCUCAGAUAGAUUUAGAGAAGGAAGAUAAAGCAUCAGGAGAACAACCAGUACAAGCUUCACAUCUACGCAACACUGUUAAAGCUGAGAACGUUUCUACUGCUAUAUUUACACCUGACAUGAAAGUGAUUGUGCAAGAUCUAGAAUUUGAAAACUUGCCAACUGAAGAUGUAUGCCUGCCAGAUGUGUCUACCCUUCGUCAGAAUCCAAACAAGGAUGAAAUUGGUCGUUGGGGUGAGGAGUUUGUUUAUGAAUAUUUAAAAUAUUCACUGAAACCAGGUGAUGAAGCUUCUAUGAUUAACAUACAGUGGAUAAAUGAAAAGCAAAAUUCUGUUGCUCCAUAUGACAUUGAAAUCAGGGAAAAGGGUAACGGUCAAACCAUCACUUUCAUUGAAGUUAAAAGUACUUCUGGUGAAGAUAAGGAACACUUCGAAAUUUCUGCUGCAGAACUCAAGUUUGCUAUCGAACAAAGGGACAAGUUCCAUUUGUAUCGGGUCUUCAACGCUUGCUCAAGGGAAAAUAUACGCAUUCAAAGAGUUAAGAACCUUGCCGUACAUUUAGAGAACAAGUCAGUUAAACUUUUUAUGAUUCUUUAAAUACUACUAUGGAACUGAUGCAAUUCUUCAUUUCAUCUUAUAUGUUUUUUAACACUACAACCACCCAAGAGUUUUGCCUGAGGAAAACACCCAAAAUCCAUCAAAAUCAUAGGCUUUAGACCAUGGGUCUUAUUCACGCGGCAGCCAUGUUGAAUUGAACAAUAGAUUCCACCACGCGUAGCCUCAAAUUCAAGCGCUUGAGAAUUAAUUGAUGCUGGGGAAACAAAGGUUUUUAUUCUCAUGAGAAUCAACAUGGCCGCCGUGUGAUAAAGGCCCAUGCUUUUUAGCCAAAAUUGUCGAUUUUUAACAUUUUUUGAAUAAUUCGCAUAACUUUUGACAAGGUGUCAGAAACACCAAAAAUCCAUCAAAAUCAUAGGCUUUAGACCAUGCUUUUUAGCCAAAAAUGUCCAUUUUUAACAUUUUAUGAAUAAUUCGCAAGGUGUGAAAAAGAUUCAAAAUCCAUCGCAACCAUUGGCUAUAGUCCAUACUUUGUCGUAAAAAAAGCAAUGCAUUUGAAUAAUUUAUGGAUAAGGCAUGAAUUUGACAAAGGUGCGAAGAAAUCCAAAAUCCAUCAAAAAUAUUAGCUAUAGUCCACGCUUUUUCACCAAAAAUGUUCCAUUUUUAACGUUUAACGUCAUUAGUUAACGAAUGAAGCCAAAUACCCAUGCAUGGUUCCCUUGUAUUCUUAUCUUGGUUAUCGGGUAUCGAAAAAUAAAGUUAAAUAAACCAG
Molecule: messenger RNA, 10189 nt
Organism: Actinia tenebrosa (Australian red waratah sea anemone)
Lineage: Eukaryota; Metazoa; Cnidaria; Anthozoa; Actiniaria; Actiniidae
Source: RefSeq, a predicted model, not a curated record